AUGGCUACGCUUCAGAAUCAUCACUUUGUCAACGGCCAGUGGGUGUCCGAGGAGAUUCCCGUGCACGACCUUGCGAAACCAAGCGUCCGUCCACAGCCGAGACUCGAAAGACAACCGGCUCCGAAGCCACCUGUUUGUGGUGUGCUCACCAAAACAAUAAUCGAGAGUCCUAUCAUUCGAUGGGCGUUGCCAGUUCAGCUGCGGUCUUCUCGCCACAUCGAUGUUGCCUUGGUGGGGGAUCACGGCGUGCAGAUAUGCGAGCUUGGUCGGUAUAGGCAACUUCACGAAGUUGCCUGGAAGAAUGACUUUGGCUCCCGGAUACGUAAUGCUCUGGUUAUGGGCAAUCCUCUUUACCCAUUCGGGCUCCAGAAAGGAACUGAAGACAGCACACAGCCGACACAAGAGAAUAGCGACACAGAGAUGAUGAAUUCCGGCAAUCCAAUAUCCGAGUUCAAAAGCGAGGAAACCCAGUUUCAGCAGCUGCUGGUACUCGUGCUCGAAAGCGGCCAGGUGGUCUUUCUCUUCAUGCAACCAACAUCUGCCGGCAGUUGGGAGUUUGUCUCCACAAUCCAUACCAUAAAGGGUCAACGUCUAGUAAAUCCGGGUUACCAUAUGGCUAUCGAUCCUUCCAGUCGCUAUUUGACCCUUGCGUGCUCCGAGAACCUCUUCAUCAUGUACCAGCUGGAGCAGGUGAAAACACUACGUCUCCAGCACUCUCGAGAGCAGCCACUGCAGCCCAUCAUGACGACCCAGGCUCGAGCUGUCAAGGGAAUAAUCCACAAAAUCGAGUUCCUUCAUCCCCUUCCGCACAACGACGGCCAAGUCAUACUGCUUAUCAUCAUGAUACAAGCAGAGGUCUCCAAACUGGCCAUAUAUGAAUGGGGUUCUACAGAGUCCCUUAGUGACGUCUUUGCCGCCGAGAAGUCGGGACAUCGGCUCGAUGAUACGUUUCGACUGCCCUCACUAAUUGUGCCUCUGACUGUCAGUAGCACCUUUCUCAUCAUCUCGGAGCAGAGCAUGGCAAUCUGCUCGGACGUUCUUGCUGGGCCACCUAACUUUAUCCAUUUCGAGCUCGACAGCACACAGCAUCACAGUACCCCCCCGGCGGUCUGGACAGCCUGGACUCGAGGUAUACGCAUUGCCGCGUAUCACGCAGAGUACAAGGAUGUCAUCUACCUAGCCAGGGAAGACGGGGCUGUCAAAUACCUCGAGAUUGAGGGAGAAUCUGGUGGUGAGCCAGACAUUGUGACGGAUACUGCUAUGACGCUUCAGUGCAACAUCGACACAGCCUUCGCAUCUCUAUUCGACCCCGAAAGUGACGUUGUGUCAGAGGGUAAAUCUGGUGGAGAUGUUAUAGUAACUGGCGGAGAUUCUGGUUCUGGUGUUCUCUCUAUUGCGCUACCAAGGGAGACGCUGCAGCCCAUUGGCACAAUCCCGAACUGGUCUCCCACGGUAGACUUCGUGGUGACCCCUGGUCCGUUCACUGGGGCAAAUGAAGAGCUUACGAGAAGUCGUGGGUCCACGUCUUCAACCAGGAAAGUCACGAGACCAGAUAGAGUAUUUGCCUGCUCCGGGCGAGGAACUUCGGGAGCCAUCAUCGAAUUGCGAUAUGGUAUUGAGGCUAAAAUCGGCUUGGACCUCACAUAUAUUUCACCCAUCAAACAGUGCUGGGCGCUACCUACCUGCUACGAUGACACCUUGGACGACGGGUUCUUCAUGCUGUUAGGUCUGCCAGAUAGCUCUGCGAUUUUGCAUGUCUCUCAAGACCUAUCUGAUGUUUCUGAACGAGCUCAGAGCGCAGUGAAGCUUGAUCUUUCUUCAGCGACUCUGGCAGCCUACGAGGGCGAUGGCAUAGUGGUUCAGAUUACGACGGCACGUCACGUGACGAGUGAUAUUGUGGCAGACCCUGCAGCGGUUGUCGUAAAUGCUGCAGUGGGUAACGGUAUUUUCAGUCUGGCCGUGUACCGUGAGUCUUCAUUCAAAAUCAUGGUCUACAAUUAUGAUAGUACCAGCGUCUCCUUACCCCAAGAGUUCGAGGUGGAGGGGGAAGUAACUUGCCUCUCGGUCGAAGACAUGGCUGGGAAGCUCUUCGUCUUCGCUGGGCUCUGGCAAGGUGAAAGUCCAGUCAUGACGAUAUGCCCAACUACAUCCUCACAGCAUAUCCUCGCUAGUCCAAUCUCGUUCAAUCUCCAGGAAGUGACCGCCGAUGAUAGUCUGAACGAAAUUGUCAUCAGUGAACACGAAACCCUCGGGGCCAUCACGGGUAUUGUCUCUUCAAGCGAGCACCUCGGCCAAACAGCGGUAUUUGUGAGCACCAGAAACGGCAAUGUGCUCACACUUCGACUUGACCCUACGCGAUUGGAGAAAGGUGGUGACGUUGAAUCAGACCGCACCAUAUUUGGGACCUCGCCGUCCCACGUCUACAUGGGCACCGGUCUAGACGACUCCCCUUCGAUCCUAAUUUGCAAUGAUGCAGGGCUUGCCAUCUUGACAGGGUUCGCGACAUGCCACCAACAGGACUACGAUAAGGAGAUACACCGAGUUUGGCCAACCAAUGCAGUUGAGCCUGGAAUGCUUUCGCCCUCUGUUAAUUCCGUGGCAAGGAUGCAUCGAAUACCAGGCUAUGGGAAUUCUACGUUGGCGAUAAUAGCGGGUCCCCGGAUUCUAGUUACUGAGCUGCAGUCUCGAGCCAAGCCACUCCCGCGAUCAAUACCUGUGGAAGGCACGCCUAUGAAGAUCGUGUACUCCCCACGACUCGAGAAACUCAUCACCAUCGUUAUGAAGGAAGGUCUGCCCUCGUUGCAUUUCUUCGACCCUGAGACGGGAGCCGAUAUAUCUAAGCCAGCCAUAGAAUCGAAACCUGACCCACCGGAUUCCGACUAUAUCGUGGGCCUGGGUAACGAGGACUCGAAGGUCGUCUCUCUGACGGAGUGGCGAUUCACACACAAUGCGAAACUGUAUGAGUUUAUCGUCGUAUCCAUCAAUAUUGGACAAAAGCAGGGCUGCAUCCUGCUCGUGUCGACCAGAAGUGAUAAAGUAGAGACAGAAGCAGGCACUUCUACUCGAAUACGUUUCUGGACCAAGCAGAAGAUCAAGACCAAAGAUGCACUCAAGGCAACGACAACAGACGACCACGGUAUCUUCAUAUGCGCUGGGAGUCAUCUGGAAUACCACACUAUACAGGAUAAGGUCAUCAAGGUCAAGGUUACCCGGAAGCACGAGUUACCCUCUCCAGCUACAUGGAUGCAGGUAGUGGACGGGAGACUUCAUGUCCUCACCGCCAAGCACUCGCUCAUAGUCCUUGACUACACUACCAACCUCGAGAGCGACCAGAUGCUUCAUCUACACACAGAUGAUAUCUGCCGAAUUGGCCUACAUUCGAUCAAGGCGGACCACCGUAUAACCAUGGUGUCAGAUCCAAUGUGUGGUGUCUAUGGGAUGUGGUUACCACCUCAGGCCGAUAUGUCUCUCAAGGUAGUUUGUUGCGCUGAACUUCCAGCAUCAGUUAGACGAUUUGCUCGAGGUGAUACACGGCCGCCGUGGGCGUUUUCCCGCAGUGGCGCGCCAUGGUUCGGAUCCAUGCACUCUGGACAGGAUGGGUCCGAGAUCCUGGGGUUGAGUAUCGACGGAUCACUGCAAUACUUCUCGCUCCUGAGUGAGGAUGUGUGGCGACUGCUGAAAUACAUACAGAACCUGGCCAUGUCGUCGAGGGAAUUCUGCCCGUUUGUAUCGGUCCAUGAGGCUCUUACGACUUUCGAUCCGGAACCCAAGCUCGAGCCGAAGUCGUGCAUGCACGUCAAUGGAGACAUCCUACAAAUAUGUCUAGACAGACAUGCGCUGGAGGCGCUUUUCACUGCAGAGCCAGAGCACUUCGAGCGGUUCCGCGAACUUCUUCAAACCGCCGCGGGCGACAUCGAUACAAUUCCCUUCAAGGGUUCGGCUGAAGGGCUUUACUACAGACUUGCGUACCAGGUUCUGAGGGACUAUCUCUCGGCUGGGCUGUGA
Anthostomella pinea is the source of this 4005-nucleotide messenger RNA. NCBI's taxonomy places the organism in Eukaryota, Fungi, Ascomycota, Sordariomycetes, Xylariales, Xylariaceae. The record is from the annotation of a GenBank genome assembly.